Ostrinia nubilalis (European corn borer) is the source of this 849-nucleotide messenger RNA. RefSeq lists its product as uncharacterized. The record is from RefSeq and is a predicted model, not a curated record. Gene Ontology annotation, biological process: transmembrane transport. The transcript is spliced from 6 exons. Gene Ontology annotation, molecular function: transmembrane transporter activity. Lineage: Eukaryota; Metazoa; Arthropoda; Insecta; Lepidoptera; Crambidae. Gene Ontology annotation, cellular component: membrane. The coding region runs from base 1 to 849 and encodes 282 amino acids.
AUGGUGUUCCUGCCUGAGAGCCCGCGGUUCCUUUACGCAGUUAAAGGAGAGAUCAAAGCCAUCCCAGUCUUAGCCAGAAUCUACGCUUGGAACCAUAAGAAGAAGAAGGAAGAUUAUCCAGUGAAGUCCAUAACCCUGUCCACCGCGUUAGCCCAGCGCGGCUUCUGCAAGGCCUUCAAAAACUUCGGCCAGCUGCUCAAGCCGCCGCUCCUCAGAUGCGUGCUCAUCUCGCACUUCUCCAUGUUCAUGGUGUUCUGUCUUGGACGUCCCUUGGCUGAAGUCAUGAUUUGCUUCAGAUCCAGCGGGCUCUACACAUGGAUGCCCAACAUCCUGAACGAGAUGCUGUUCAACGUUCACAAGUCUGUCAGCAUGUGUGACGUCAUGGUCGCAAAGCAAAAAGCCGCAGCGGUGUCUACCCAACGCACCUGCAAGCGGAAGACCAUAAACCCCCUCGUGUUCCCGGUGUCGAUCGCCAUGGGCGUGAUCUGCGCCACCACCUACGUCGCCAUCGGCUACAUCAUGCGCACGCGCAACAAGAUUUGCAUCUACUGUUCAGUGCUGGCAGUCUGCUCGCUGAUGCUGGCAGCGUCCAGCGUGCUUCCCCAGCCGAUAGUCGCCAUCACGUUGUUCAUCGUCGGCCUGUGCUGCGGCUGCGCUGCUUCUGUGCUCGCCGCCAUUGCUGUGGAGGUGUUCCCUACCAGUGUGAGAGCCCUGGCCCUCUGCACUCUGUACAUGGCGGGGCGGUCGGGCGCAGCGGUGGGUGCCAACGUCAUGGGCCUGGCGAUGCGCGAACACUGCUUGCCGCUGUUCUUCGCCAACACACUCAUCACUGCAGGUAAGAAGCUAUGA